GGAACACGCCGCCACGUCCUCGCCCGCUCGCAGGUCCACUAGUCCACUCCACUGUAGCGCCUGCCACUCCACUGGAGACUUGGCAGUCGGCACGAGGCGCGCACUUCCCUGGCCGCCACGAGGUGGACGCUAGGCUGCCUGCCAGCGCCUCGCCACGCCUUGCGAGCAGCGCCGGGCAGGUAGGCAACGCAGGCAGCACGUGCUGCUCGGAGACUUGACUUGGCCGUCAUCGCCAUGGCCGUCAUGAGGAGGGCUGGCGCUCUGCUGGCCAUCCUCGCGAUGCUGCUGCAAGCGCCAGCCGGCUCCGGCACCUAUCCCGAUCUGGGCGACUUCAAGAAGGGCUUCAAGUCGAACGUGCAGCGUUGCGCCAACGCGCACCGAGUUCAAUUGUUGCAAGUUAUGGCUUUGAUGGAAGCCCCAAUAGCUGCUGGGUACGACAGGAACUCAAAGUGUUUCAUUUACUGCCUCAUGGACAAGUAUGAAAUGGUGACGCCGGAUGGGGAGUUCAUGGACGGAAAGAUUCGUCGCUUCGCAGUGGACCUACCCGACAGCAACUUCAAGAUGAUCAUGAAGAAGAACCUGGACUCGUGCCUGCGCGAGGGUGGGUCUGAGCGUCGCCAAAAAACCAAGGAGGCCAGUGCGAUCCACGCCGUCGAUCGCCUUAUGAAUAAUGAAGACAUCUGUGAGAAGUGCUACCAGUUUGCUAAAUGCUACUAUGAUCGAGCAAAAGUUAGGAAUGGAAAUCAGAAGCAACCCUACCAGCGAUUGACCAACUACUAUGAAGGAUCCUCUGACAAACUAUUCAACAAAGUAGGAUCAUGGGCCCGAAACCAAUGGAAUCAACCCAGCAACGGGCCAAGGGGCAUAUGAAAUAUAAAUUACUAAAAACAAAAAACAUUCAGCUAAGCUUUACAAUAAUAAUUCCACCAAAGGAAAAAAAAACAAUAUUUAUUUUAGAACAGUA
Molecule: messenger RNA, 964 nt
Organism: Thrips palmi
Lineage: Eukaryota; Metazoa; Arthropoda; Insecta; Thysanoptera; Thripidae
Exons: 6
Coding region: 235-870 (211 amino acids)
Biological process (GO): sensory perception of smell
Molecular function (GO): odorant binding
Source: RefSeq, a predicted model, not a curated record